CUGGGCGAGUAUCUCGCAGGUGGCCCUCCAGGUCCCCGCGCUGGCCCCGCCCCGACCCCGCCCGCUCCGCGCGUAUUGGUGCCGCGGGCUGUCGGUCCCGGCGCUUUGAGGAGGGGGCGCAGCCGGGCUGCGGUCCCUCUGCAGAGGGCUGCUGGCUUCGGGUGUGACCGCGGCUUCCUGGGAGAAGGACCCCGACAGCGCCCCCCUCGACCUGUGCAGCAAGGGCGGCCAAGAGUUGACCUUUAAAUAGAACCAAAGUCUAUCCAGUAGAGGGCUUUCAUGAAGGAAUUACAGAAAUAUGGGUAACAGGAAAUCUAGUCAUUUUUACCUUGGAGAGAACAUCUAAAACAACUGCAUUGAAUAAGACAAAGGGGUGAAUAUAUCUGGAAGAAAUUUUACCUUGUAUAUUUUUUGCCCACUUUUUUUGGUCAUAAAAGUUUGCUAAAGAAGAAAUAAUACAGUUUUCUACUGAAUGAAGGAGUGUAGAGUAAAAAUGGAUACCACUGCUUCUGAAAUUCAAAUAGAAAGCAAGAAUGAGAAGGAAACUGCAGAAGUUAGUCCUCAGGAUGAAAGACAUGAGGGGGAAACUUCCAUGCUUUGUUUCAAGCGAAGGAAGAAAGCAGCCAAAGCAAUGAAAAUCAAAGCUGACUCUAGCACUGCUGCUGUGGCAAAGAAGGAUCCCCCCAAAACAGGAGUGCCUGAUCAGUCACAGCCCCCAGGGGGGACCUGGACCUCAUUCAAACGUCUGGUAACACACAAAAAAAGGUCAGAUUCUUCAAAGAAGCUUAAAUCCAGUGAGGCUGAGUUGCAACCUGAAAUCAAUGCUGAAGAUGCUGAUCUUCCUAAGAAAAGAACAAGAUCCAGACUUAAGAUUCCCUGUAUAAAAUUCUCAAAAGGGGAGAAGAGAAGUCAUCAUUCCAAAAUUAAAGAAGAUUCUGACUGCAACAUCAAAGUCGAGGGAGAGACUAAAAAUCUAGUUAGAAAAAUUCCGACUCAGCCAGAUGACCAGGUGACAAAGCCCAAGUCAAUUCAGCAUAUAAAUGAAGAUGCCUCACGAAAAGAUGGUAAUGAGGUCUGUGAAUCAGAUGUGAGCAACAGCAUAACUUCUGGAGAGAAAGUAAUUUCAGUAGAACUUGGAUUAGAUACAGGGUACUCUACUAUUCAAACAGAAACUCAAAUCCUUGAAAAGGAUAUUGAAACAAACGAGGAAAAACAAAGAGUUCAACUUCAGCAAGCAAAUCCACCUGAAACUUCAGAAACAGAACACAAACCACCAAUGUUUUCGGAUGUUCCUCCCUCACCCAUAGUCCCAGAUCAACAAAUUACAGAAGUCAGAAGGAAUAUCCCAGAAAGUGGACCAAUUUGGAAAGACCAUGAAAGUAGAGAGGUUAUAGCUGAAGAGAGUAAGCCAAAACACCCUGAACUGAGUCAGGAAUCAGAUGUUAAGGAAAAUGAGAUCAAUACAGAGAAACCCAAGCCAAAACACACUGAACUGAGUCAGGAAUCAGAUGUUAAGGAAAAUGAGAUCAAUACAGAGAAACCCAAACCAAAACACCCUGAACUGAGUCAGGAAUCAGAUGUUAAGGAAAAUGAGAUCAAUACAGAGAAACCCAAGCCAAAACACCCUGAACUGAGUCAGGAAUCAGAUGUUAAGGAAAAUGAGAUCAAUACAGAGAAACCCAAGCCAGAAGAAAACAAAAGAAUGGAGCCAAUUGCUAUUAUUAUUACAGACACUGAAAUCAGUGAAUUUGAUGUUAAGAAAUCUAAAAAUGUCCCUAAGCAAUUUUUAAUUUCAAUUGAAAAUGAGCAAGUAGGGAUUUUUACAAAUGAUAGUGGCUUUGAGGGUAGAACUUCAGAAUAUGAAACACUCUUAAUGGAAACUGCUUCUUCUCUUGUGAAGAAUGCUAUCCAGUUGUCUAUAGAACAGCUGGUUAAUGAAAUGGCCUCUAAUGAUAAUAAAAUAAACAACCUUUUACAGUGACUUAAUUGUCAUAUAAUGGAAAGAAGAAUGAAUAAUGAAUUAUUUUACCUGUAUGUGGCAUUUCUUAUUCCAUAGCAAGAGACUUAUCAUCUCUUGAAUUUCAAGGUACAAUUUUAAAUACAGAAGUGCUAAAGAAUUCAUCAGGUUUAUUAAAAACCCUCCCUAACCACUGAAAUGCAGUUAUUCACUUCUGGAUUGAAUGAAGUCAGGACAAAUUGCAAUGCAAAGUGACAUAUAGGGAGUUGCUAAAAUGACAAGUGGAGACUGGGGUGCUUGAGAUAAAGAUGUAUUUACUGAGCACUUAUAGUGCAUAAGCUCUUUAAGGUUCUCUGAUGUCACAAAGCAUGGUUAUCUUAUAACGGUUCAACCCUGUGUAUAACGGUUAACAUUGCAUUCAGUUGUUGUUUUUUU
Erinaceus europaeus (western European hedgehog) is the source of this 2392-nucleotide messenger RNA. RefSeq names its product A-kinase anchoring protein 5 (gene AKAP5). The coding region runs from base 473 to 1981 and encodes 502 amino acids. Gene Ontology annotation, biological process: positive regulation of adenylate cyclase activity. The record is from RefSeq and is a predicted model, not a curated record. NCBI's taxonomy places the organism in Eukaryota, Metazoa, Chordata, Mammalia, Eulipotyphla, Erinaceidae. Gene Ontology annotation, molecular function: protein kinase A regulatory subunit binding; adenylate cyclase binding; molecular adaptor activity. Gene Ontology annotation, cellular component: postsynaptic density; dendritic spine; plasma membrane. The transcript has 2 exons.